GUCAAAGCCAAGUUACAUACCGUGACACUGUCAUUUGAUGUCACUGUAGGAAAAUUAUCAAGAUAUCAUUUUCUUUUUUAUAUGAGCUAUUAUAUAUAGAAAUAAUAUUUAGAGUUCUCCUUGCUUAGGAUUUUUAGCAUUUAAGCAUUUAAGCUGAUGAUCUACCAACUGGGAUAUGAGGUUUAGUGAGCUUGACUGGAACAACUUUACAUGCAUAGUAUAUACCAACUUUACAUACGUAGUAUAUUAGAAAAUAUACCAUGUAUUAGCACCAGGCUUGUACCCAUACAAUAAUAGGGAAUGAACCUUUUUUGUCUGAAUAUAAGGCAUAACAUAGAGAUAAUCAAAAUUACAAAGGAACAUUGGGAAUUUUAUUGAAAACUCCAACAAUUCAAAGACUUAGAAAUGAUGGAUAAUUCGACAGAUAAACUUUGGCCUCAGGGCCCAACAAGGACAACACCACUAGAGGGGUCUUAUGGAGAUGAAAAUAGAAUUUUGUACAUUAUCGUAGGCACUAUCAUUAGCAUUGUGAUAGUGGCUGGGGUGAUAUCAAUUGGAGUUUGGUUAUACUGCAAAAGUAACCAAACAAAUGGGCAAAGAAGUCCUCAGAGUAAUGACCAUAUUUCUGGAACACACUACGACAAUGCAUCAUAUUAUGGAGGAGUCCAUAGUGGACAAAACUGGGGAGAUGGUGGAGGAGGGGG
Owenia fusiformis is the source of this 704-nucleotide messenger RNA. NCBI's taxonomy places the organism in Eukaryota, Metazoa, Annelida, Polychaeta, Sabellida, Oweniidae. The record is from the annotation of a GenBank genome assembly.